Somion occarium is the source of this 832-nucleotide messenger RNA. Lineage: Eukaryota; Fungi; Basidiomycota; Agaricomycetes; Polyporales; Cerrenaceae. The record is from the annotation of a GenBank genome assembly.
AUUCAAAGCUGUUUCGGCCGUUACAUACUCUUGCAUUCAAACCAUGUCCCUACUCCCCUCAUCGUCUCGCUCGUCGGCCAGGCUUCUAGCUAACACAUUCAGGAGAACAUAUGCCACGUAUACAGAGCUUCCACGACCACCCCCUUCAAAGCAGCCCGAGCCGGAGACCUUUUCCUCACCGGCCAAGCCUGGGGCGUACUACGAUCGACCCCAGCCACGCGCUCUCCCUCCGUUACAGAAAAAGUGGCCGGUCCUGCUUGCUCUUGGGGUCUUCGGGACGGGUGCAUGGGCUACUUUCUAUGCAUACGUCGCGAACCAGGAGAAGUUGGCCAGUUCGGUCUUCAAACAGAUUGUGGCAACCAUAAAGGAUGAUUCUGAGCUGCAGGCUGUUCUUGGAGAUGCUAUCCGACCUGAACCCGCUUGGUGGUUGAAUGGAGAGCCAUGGAUUAGUGGCGGGGUUCAUUUAAUGCAAGGCAGCGUUGACCUAAGCUUCCGUGUGAAGGGCCCCAAAGGAGCUGGCACGCUUUAUUUCACUAGCAUACGAAAGGCAAAGGGCGAACCUUUUACAAUCUUACGAUUCAAAGUCAUUACCGAUGAUGGACAAAUAGUUCACAUCAGAACACGUUCGGGACCUCUCGCAUAACUUCCCUGCAACCUAUUCCGCUACCUGUAAUCUCAUUUGACAUAAUGGACACUACAUAUCUCGAGCUAGUCUUCAACAUGUUGCAGUAUGGGACUAUAUCCUGAAGACACCAUAGUUGCAUCAAGAUCGACAUGUAUAGUAGAAACGUAGUAGUAAACGUCUAUGCGAUAAUAAAGUUAGGCCUACUAA